UUUGUUGCUCUGGUUGUCAGAUGUCGGAAGGCAACAGGACAGAACAUACUCUCCGUGUUUUUUGGUUUUUUUUUGAUAUCCGUCCUGGGGUUCUGUGAUGAAAAAUGAACUUUGGUUCCUGUGACUCGUGCCUGUGUCGAUAAGAGUUGAGCUUUGCAUUGAGGGAUAAAUAAAAGCACCGCCUCCCACCUGGACAUAAAUGGAUCUGAAGACAGCCGUGUUUAACGCAGCUCGCGAUGGCAAACUCCGGCUUCUCACCAAGUUGUUGGCCAGCAAAUCCAAAGAGGAGAUUUCCUCCCUGAUCUCUGAGAAAACGAAUGGGGCCACGCCACUCCUGAUGGCGGCCAGGUAUGGGCACCUGGACAUGGUGGAGUUCCUCCUGGAGCAGUGCAGCGCCUCCAUAGAAAUCGGGGGCUCGGUCAAUUUUGACGGUGAAACCAUCGAGGGGGCUCCCCCUUUGUGGGCCGCUUCUGCCGCAGGACAUCUGAAGGUGGUCCAGUCUCUGUUAAAUCAUGGAGCAUCUGUGAACAACACGACUUUGACCAAUUCAACUCCUCUAAGAGCUGCCUGCUUCGAUGGCCACUUGGAAAUAGUGAAGUACCUUGUAGAACACAAAGCUGAUUUGGAAGUGUCAAACCGGCAUGGGCAUACCUGCUUGAUGAUUUCAUGUUACAAAGGACACAAAGAGAUUGCGCAGUAUUUACUUGAAAAGGGAGCAGAUGUUAAUAGAAAGAGUGUUAAAGGUAAUACUGCAUUGCAUGAUUGUGCAGAAUCUGGAAGUUUGGACAUCAUGAAGAUGCUUCUAAUGUAUUGUGCCAAGAUGGAAAAGGAUGGUUAUGGAAUGACUCCCCUUCUCUCAGCAAGUGUGACUGGUCACACAAAUAUUGUGGAUUUUCUGACUCACCAUGCACAGACUAGCAAAACAGAGCGGAUCAAUGCUUUAGAGCUUCUGGGAGCUACAUUUGUAGACAAAAAAAGAGAUCUACUUGGGGCUUUAAAAUACUGGAAAAAGGCAAUGAACAUGAGGUACAGUGAUAGGACUAAUAUAAUUAGCAAACCAGUACCUCAGACACUAAUAAUGGCUUAUGAUUAUGCCAAGGAGGUAAACAGUUCAGAAGAGCUAGAAGGUCUUAUUGCUGAUCCUGAUGAGAUGAGAAUGCAGGCACUAUUAAUUAGAGAACGUAUUCUUGGUCCUUCUCAUCCUGAUACCUCUUACUAUAUUAGGUAUAGAGGCGCUGUCUAUGCAGACUCUGGAAAUUUCAAACGAUGCAUCAACCUAUGGAAGUAUGCUUUGGAUAUGCAACAGAACAAUUUGGACCCGUUAAGCCCAAUGACCGCCAGCAGCUUAUUAUCUUUUGCAGAACUGUUUUCUUUUAUGUUACAGGAUAGGGCUAAAGGCCUGCUGGGUACCACUGUUACAUUUGAUGAUCUUAUGGGCAUAUUAUUAAGCCCAAUGACCACCAGCAGCGUAUUAUCUUUUGUAGAACUUUCCUUUAUGCUACAGGAUAGGGCUAAAGGCCUGCUUGGUACCACUGUUACAUUUGAUGAUCUUAUGGGCAUAUUGUGCAAAAGUGUCCUUGAAAUAGAGCGAGCUAUCAAACAGACUCAGUGUCCAGCUGACCCCUUACAGUUAAAUAAGGCUCUUUCCAUCAUUUUGCACUUAAUUUGCUUGUUAGAAAAAGUUCCUUGUACUCUAGAACAGGACUACUUCAAAAAGCAGACUAUAUACAGAUUUCUUAAGCUGCAUCCAAGGGGAAAGAAUAACUUCAGCCCUCUUCAUCUGGCUGUGGACAAGAAUACUACAUGUGUAGGGCGGUAUCCUGUUUGCAAAUUUCCAUCUCUGCAAGUUACUGCCAUACAGAUAGAAUGUGGUGCUGAUGUGAACAUCAACAGUCCCCUACAUAUUGCUGCUCUGAACAACCAUCCAGACAUCAUGAAUCUCCUUAUCAAAUCAGGUGCACAUUUUGAUGCCACAAACUUGCACAAACAAACUGCUAGUGACUUGUUGGACGAGAAAGAAAUAGCUAAAAAUUUGAUCCAGCCCAUAAAUCAUACCACAUUGCAGUGUCUUGCUGCUCGUGUCAUAGUGAAUCAUAGAAUAUAUUAUAAGGGGCAUAUCCCAGAAAAGCUAGAGACCUUUGUUUCACUUCACAGAUGAUAAUUUGACUGUAUUUUAGCACUGUUAAAGCACGAAUUAUUAACAGUUGUUUCAUAAAUGAGCACUGUUGUGAUAACACCAGCAUUCAUUUAGCUUGAUAUCAUCGUGCUCCCAUUGGCUAAAACAUUAUAAGCAUCAAAUUUACAGGAUUGGUUUCCCAGUAUUUACUAUAAAUAUACCAUAUAAUAUAUUGUUUGUGAAUUAUUGAAAAAUGUAAUGUCAUAAUUCAAAUUUCUAAAAUUGUCUGCCAAAGGCUUAUUCAUUCUAGUUUUGUUUGCUGUUGGGUUUUUGGGACAGAGUUAACCAUUCUUCAGUGGUAUCUUUAUACCCUUCUGGUUUGUGAAUUUUAUACAAUUGAAGGUCUUUCUUUUCUGCUUUUUUCCAAGCUUCUCCCAUUUUCACUUUAUAUUUUUUCUAACCAUUUCUACUUAUCAUUUCCCCAUCCCCUUAUGGACCCAUAAACUUUAUGUACAAACUUUAUGGACUCGUUACCAUAUGCAGUUACCAUAAGUGCUUUAUCUUCUCUACGCACCGGCUUAAACUUGACUGUUGUAUAUUAGCAUAUUUUCUAUGCAGCAGUUGAUCAACUUCAACUCAAAACACUGUUGAGUUUGUUACAAAGUUCAUUUUAUGAAAGUACUCUUGUAGCAUGGCAAUUUUUAGAGCUAUUGGUUAGCUACCUGAGCUCAAGCUUUUUUUUCUUCCACAUCUGAGAUUUCUUUCUCUAAUCCACUGAAGUUAUUAUGUGCUAAAUUUGGGAAACAAAUCUAAUUCAUUAACCCAGUUGAAAUUUAGGUCUGUCAUCUUAAUAUAUCAUGCAGUAAAAGGAGGAAUCUUUUUAAAGUGACCCACCUUUCAUGCUGUGCCAGCAUUGUCCUGCUUGUGCUGAUGAAGUGAUUAGGUAUAGAGAAGCUUAAAUUUAAACUAAAAUUUAUCACACAGCUUAAUGAGUCACAUUGAAAUAUUCAGUAAUUGAACUGCAAAUCAUUUUUAGUUACAAAAAGAGCUAAAGCAUGUCAAUGGCAUGAUGCUUGCCAGGCCAAAUCUAGACAUCUAGGAUAAUUAAGAUAUUUUAGUAUGCAAUUGACUGCCAUUGUAUCAAAGGUCAGUAGCAGUGUUCUUUCUUUCUUCAAGCUUAAGUAUACCUUUAAAGAUAACUUGCAUGAAUUAUUUUGGUCUCAAUUAUUUGUCACCAUAGUUAAACACACAAGGUUGCAGUGCUUUUCCCUUACUGAAAGUUAGCUUUUCUUUACUUUUUUUCCCCCCCUCAGUGUUUUUUAAACAGCUUUACUAAUGCCACAGAAAGGGCUCUUUUAACUUAAGAUAAAUGAAACGUACUAAAAAAGAUUCAGGUAAUUAUUAUUCAGCACUUUAUUGUUUUUCACAAUAAAAUUUAUGAUGGCAUAUUUGCCCUGCAAAUGUCUUACUUAAUGAAAUUGUUAUAAAUAAAAACUCCUUAUUGGUUUGAGAAAAACUUGGUUUACCUGUGAGUUUAGUGAGCUGGAUCACUGGGAUUUUUCUGUCAUUUUAUUCUGAGGGUUGAUGUACUAGUAUUUAAGGAGUCGUCAUUGCAAACAGUCACAUUAGGUUUAUUUCAUCUUUACUCAGUAAAAUACUUGUAAUGAAGAAUAGUAAAUAAAUAAAACGGCAUUAGACUUUGUGGUUAAAUAAUUGAGGUUUAAUUUUUAAAAAGAUAUCCUUAUUUUACUAGGUUGUAAAUUUAAUUUCACCAUUAAAAGAGGUGAAUUGGAUUUAAAUGGUUCCUCUCUAAUCUUUUGAUGAAGAGAUUUUAAUAUCUUACCAUGGGCAAAUUUGAUGAAAUAUUUGAACUGCCACAUAUAUUAAGAAUAAUUUGUGAUUUAGACAAGUAUUCUAGAAAAAGCAGACAUCAAUAUUUUGAAACCAUUGACUCUAACCUUGUGAUACAAGAAUUAUAUAUGCCUCAGCUAAUUUUUUUUUUUUUAAAGAAACUGUUGCCAGUAGAAUAAAUCUACACUAGUUGAUCGCAAUAAUUUUUGGGUAAAAGAUGAGCAAUUGGAUUUUUAAGUGAUUUAAUAUUUCCUCCUUUUUUGGGAGUGGGUAGAAGGGCCUACAUGCUCUUAUAGUAAGGCACAUCUCACACUGUUGUACAGGUGAACUUGAAUUGUACAACCCUAGUAUAAAUUAAGGAUUUCUUUACUUAGCAUUUUUCCACCACUAAAUUUAGAUAACUUAGAACUGUUCAUCAAUCUUGAUAACUUGAAAUGCCUUAUUUCACUUAAGAUGCAAUUCUACUCUGUUUGCCAUUUCCCCAAAUGCCAUUAGGAGUGCUUGAAAAAUCAGUUAGUUUAAUAGCUAAAAAUUGUCCAUGAUUUUUAGAGGAGGUUGGUAAUGUGACCUGAGACACUGUUUAGGCCUUUGUCAGAAAGUAUUCUCAAAAUUGUUGUGAGACUGAAUAAGAUAAAAAUUUUGUGGGUUUUUUAAAAAACCACAAAUGAGUAAUUUAAUACUUAAUGAGCUAAUUGUCAUUUGAGUCCAUCUAAACUACAUUGUAGCAUGGUGAUGUUGGCUGGAGUUAAUAUGUAAGUUUUUAUUACAUUUCUAUAAAAAUGCCCUGUUAAGGCCUGCUGAAUUUUAGAUGUUCCACUAGUGAUCAUUUCUGUAAAAGAAAUGGUCACUCUACUCAGAUUUGAUACUAGUCCACUUUAUAAAGACAAGUGGAUUAUAGAUUUAAAAGAUCGUCAUUUUCUUAUCCAUAAAUAUGACAGGCACAUAAACCCAAAUCAGUAACAGAUAAUUUGGUGCCCAGUAUGAUUUUGAAGUUAAGUAAUUGCUCACUUGUAAAGUGACUACCUAAUGUAUAAUAUUUUAGAGACCCCCAUCUACUGUGACUUGGGAAAAUUGUUAGGCUAUAUUUGAAAAAUUAGUUCUUUAAAAUCAUAUUGCCCAGCAGAAACCUAGGUUGACUUUUACAGGUAUAAUAAUCCUUGUAAAUUAAUUUCUCAGAAUUGUGGGGGCUGAAUGAGAGAAUAAUCAUUCUUGUGCACUCUAACAGCAUUAUUGCUUGGAACUUUAACCAUUUUAGAGUUAGAUACUAAGGAAACUAAAAUUAAUUGGUCAUCAUCUUCCCCCCUUCCCAUUAUAUGUCAUUAAACAACUAGUUUCUCUCCCUUUUGUCCAUUCCCAUUGUGUAUUUUUUCAGAAGAAGUACUGUAUUCAGGUGCCAGCCAAUAAAUUGUCACACAAUGGAAAAUGAUAUGCCACAACAUUCAUUGUAAGGUCUAAUAAAAUUAAAUUUGCACCAAA
Messenger RNA from Myotis brandtii (Brandt's bat), 5443 nucleotides. RefSeq names its product fem-1 homolog c (C. elegans) (gene FEM1C). The transcript has 2 exons. Gene Ontology annotation, cellular component: ubiquitin ligase complex. Gene Ontology annotation, molecular function: protein binding. Bases 200 to 2158 code for a protein of 652 amino acids. Lineage: Eukaryota; Metazoa; Chordata; Mammalia; Chiroptera; Vespertilionidae. Gene Ontology annotation, biological process: ubiquitin-dependent protein catabolic process. The record is from RefSeq and is a predicted model, not a curated record.